AGGAGGAGGAAGGGCAUGAUGGUUUGUCAACAGUAUUGAGAAGAACGGGUUGGUAAAUACACUAAUUGUCGUGUUUACCUUUGUGACUAUUGGUUUCAUACAGUGUGUAGUAGUUAUGCUCUCCGCUGCGUUAGCUCGCUAAAGUGUUUGAAUAGGAAAUGUCAACAUGGCAGAGUGCGAGGAUGAGAUCUAUCGUCAGCACAGACUGAUGGAUAUCAUCUGUGAACCUGAAAUACAGCCGCACAGAGAAGAGCUCCCACAGCGACAUGUCUGUAUCAAGGAAGAGUUUCCUGCUGACCUGCUGGAGAGGAACCCCAGUCCAGACCAAGAGGAGCCAGAACCUCCACAGAUUAAGGAGGAACAGGAGGAGCACUGCAUAGUUCUGGAAGUCGAGCAGCUCGUAGUGAAGCAGGAGGACGAUGAUGAAUUUCCUGUUAAUCCUACUAUCGGGGAAAGUGACCACAAUGAACCAGAUCCAAGUGACCACCAGCUCCUCUCCCACAACCCAGCUCAAAGCCAAGAUCUCAAAGAGCUCCCAAAGCAACAUGUCUGUAAUGAGGUAGAGUUUCCUGCUGACCAGCAACUCUUGAACCUUGAGAGGAACCCCAGUGUGGACCAAGAGGAGCCAGAACCUCUACAGAUUAAAGAGGAGGAUGAGCUCUGCACCAGUCUGGAAGUAGAGCAGCUUGUACUGAAGCAGGAGGGUGAUGACUUCUUGUUCAAUACUUCUUUCAAGGAAAGUGACCAAGAUCUGAAAGAGCUCCCAGUGCAACACUUUCUUAAUGAGGAAGAGUUUCCUGCUGACCAGCAGAUCUGGAACCUUGAGAGGAACCCCAGUCUGGACCAAGAGGAGUCAGGACAUCACAAGUUUAAAGAGGAGGUGGAGGAGCACUGCAUCGGUCUGGAAGUAGAGCAGCUUGUACUGGACCAGGAGGAUGAUAAUGACUUCUUGUUGAAUCCUACCUUCAGGGAAAGUGACCACAGUGAACCAGAACCAAGUGACCACCAGCUCCUCUCCCACAGCUCAGCUCAGAGCCAGGAUCUCAAAGGAGGUCAGCAUGGAAACUCAAAAUCAGUUGGAAAUGCAGAAUCGGCAUCAAAGGAGAAACAUCAUGUCAUUACCAUGUCAAAGAUUAUUUCAAAUACCUGCAAUGGUAAAAACAUUUUCCAGUGUGACACUUGUGGAAAAGUCUAUAAGUGGAAGUCACGAUUAAAUAUACAUCUGAGAGUUCACACAGGGGAGAAACCAUAUUUUUGCAAAGCAUGUGGGAAGGGUUACACGUGUAACAAUAGCUUAAGGGUUCACAUGAGAAUGCACACAGGUGAGAAGCCGUUUUCUUGCGAAACCUGUGGGAAAAGUUUCGCAUUCAGCAAUAGCUUGCUUGUCCACAAAAGAACACACACAGGUGAGAAACCUUUUUGUUGCACUACAUGUGGAAAAAGCUUCAUGUCAAUGGGUGGUUUGCAGGUCCACAUAAGACACCACACAGGUGAGAAGCCGUAUCCUUGUACAACCUGCGGGAAAAGAUUUGGUGACAUAUCAGUACUAAAUAAGCACCUGCAUAUCCACACAGGGGAGAAAGCAUAUUCUUGUAAAGUAUGUGGGAAAGAUUAUAGAUUCGCCGGUGACUAUAAAGUCCACAUGAGAACUCAUUCGGGUGAGAAGCCAUACCUUUGCAACACCUGUGGGAAAAGAUUUGCUCAUGUGUCAAACUUAAAACAGCACAUAAAUAUCCACUCUGAUGAAAAGAGACAUAUCUGCGGAACAUGUGGGGAAAGUUUCCUGUCUCGCAGUGACUUGCAGGACCACAGGAGAACACAUCCGGUGGAGAAGCCAUACCACUGCAACACAUGUGGGAAAAGAUUUGGUCGCUUCUCGACCUUAAAACGCCAUACCAAUAUUCAUACUGAUGAAAAGCCACAUAUCUGCGGAACUUGUGGAAAAUCUUUCAGACUUUGGCAAAAGUUGGCUGUCCACAAUCGACACAUCCACCCUGAAAAGUAGCUUAUCCCUGUAACACCUGCUGGAGAAUGUAUUUUGAUGGUUCCCAAUUUAAAAGCUGCAUGAUAUCACAUAUACAUAAGUAGCCUUCUAUCUGAAGAAGAUAUGAGUUAUGGAUUUGUUGCAGCGGCUAAUGGCUAAAACAUACAAGAAUGUGGGAAAGGAAAUUUCUCAAAUGCAGGCAGAUCCAGGAAUAUUUAUUUUCACUGAAUGAUGAGAGAUGUUGUCAAUGUGGCAGUAAAGACUGUGGAUCAAGAUGUACAAAUCUGACAUAUUUGUGGUACAGAGAUUUAUAAGAACACAGUAUGUGGUGCAGAAUAUCAGAUCUCUUUCUAUUACAAAAGAAGAAAAUAUGUUGUUAAUGUGUACACAGUCCUAAAUGACUAUCACUGUAAAUGGUUAUUCUUUGAACUACGUGUAUUCAAUACUUCAGCGCAUUUGCAGUUCAUUAAAG
Messenger RNA from Platichthys flesus (European flounder), 2456 nucleotides. Its product is annotated as zinc finger and SCAN domain-containing protein 2-like. The record is from RefSeq and is a predicted model, not a curated record. The transcript has 4 exons. The coding region runs from base 167 to 2005 and encodes 612 amino acids. NCBI's taxonomy places the organism in Eukaryota, Metazoa, Chordata, Actinopteri, Pleuronectiformes, Pleuronectidae. Gene Ontology annotation, cellular component: nucleus.